Anarrhichthys ocellatus (wolf-eel) is the source of this 4518-nucleotide messenger RNA. RefSeq names its product sodium/hydrogen exchanger 6-like. Gene Ontology annotation, biological process: regulation of intracellular pH; potassium ion transmembrane transport; sodium ion import across plasma membrane. Lineage: Eukaryota; Metazoa; Chordata; Actinopteri; Perciformes; Anarhichadidae. Gene Ontology annotation, molecular function: potassium:proton antiporter activity; sodium:proton antiporter activity. The transcript has 16 exons. The record is from RefSeq and is a predicted model, not a curated record. Bases 100 to 2202 code for a protein of 700 amino acids. Gene Ontology annotation, cellular component: recycling endosome; plasma membrane.
AGCUGUCAGUUGGCCGUUUCUCGUCUAAGCAGUAGCUAGUUUCCCAUCAACACCGACACUAAUUCAACAGCAAAUGUAACCGUUUCACAGAAAGCCACAAUGGGAUUUACACCGAGAAGCUUUCUUGGUGUCAAACCGUCGAAAGCGCUUCUGUUGUUGCCUUUUCUGUUGACAUUAAUGCUCGCCGGGAGCCAAGGCGAGAGCAAUGCGAUGGACAACGUCGCAACGGAGAGGCUGGCUGAGGAGAGCCACCGACAGGACAGUGCCAACCUACUCAUAUUCAUAAUGCUCUUAACACUCACCAUUUUAACUAUAUGGUUGUUCAAACACCGGCGAUUUAGGUUCCUGCACGAGACAGGACUCGCCAUGAUCUAUGGCGUGUUGGUGGGUGUGAUCCUGCGUUUUGGCGUCCAUGUGCCCCAGAGCAUGAGUGACGUGGUCCUCGGUUGUGCUGUCAACGCCAGUCCCGCUACUCUGCUGGUCAACGUCAGCGGGCGAUUUUACGAGUACACUCUGAGGGGGGAAGUCAGCCGUGGCAACGGUCACCAAGUGCAGGAUGAUGAGAUGCUGAGAAAGGUGACUUUUGACCCCGAAGUGUUUUUCAACAUUUUGCUGCCUCCCAUCAUCUUCCACGCCGGUUACAGUCUGAAAAGGAGACAUUUCUUCAGAAACAUCGGCUCCAUCCUGGCCUAUGCUUUCAUGGGAACAGUUAUCUCCUGCUUUGUUAUUGGGCUGAUCAUGUAUGGCGUUGUGUCCUUCAUGAAAGUCAUGGGCCAGCUUGGGGGUGAUUUUUUCUUUACUGACUGCCUCUUCUUUGGGGCCAUCGUUUCAGCAACAGACCCAGUGACGGUGCUGGCUAUCUUCAAUGAGCUAAAAGUAGAUGUGGACCUGUAUGCUUUACUCUUUGGCGAGAGUGUCCUCAAUGAUGCUGUGGCCAUCGUACUCUCUUCCUCUAUUGUGGCGUACCAGCCUGCAGGAGACAACAGCCACAGUUUUGAGGCCAUGGCCAUGUUGAAAUCCUUCGGCGUCUUCCUUGGCGUCUUUAGUGGCUCCUUUGCUCUUGGGGUGGCCACUGGAUUCAUGACGGCUCUCGUGACCAAGUUCACUAAGCUGAGGGACUUCCCCUUGCUGGAGACGGCGCUCUUCUUCCUCAUGUCCUGGAGCACCUUCCUAUUGGCCGAAGCCUGCGGGUUCACAGGCGUAGUGGCUGUGCUGUUCUGUGGCAUCACUCAGGCUCACUACACCUUCAACAAUCUCUCCCCGGACUCGCAGGACAGAACCAAACAGUUGUUUGAGCUGCUAAACUUCCUGGCAGAGAACUUCAUCUUCUCCUACAUGGGUCUGACUCUCUUCUCCUUCCAGUCACACGUCUUCAACCCUAUGUUCAUCGUCGGAGCCUUUGUGGCAGUGUUUCUGGGCAGGGCUGCAAACAUCUACCCUUUGUCCUUCCUGCUCAACCUGGGCCGCAAGAACAAAAUUGGAUCCAACGUUCAGCAUGUCAUGAUGUUUGCAGGACUGCGCGGGGCGAUGACCUUUGCUCUUUCAAUCAGAGACACGGCGACUUACGCCCGCCAGAUGAUGUUUUCAACUACCCUCCUAAUUGUCUUCUUCACAGUCUGGAUCUGUGGAGGAGGCACCACGCCCAUGCUGUCCUUCAUGAGCAUACCGGUGGGUGUGGACUCUGAUCAAGACCACUCUAAUUCAGCGGUGUUGGAUGGGUCCCAGUGCAGGAACACCAAACAUGAGAGCGCCUGGCCCUUCAGGAUCUGGUACAACUUUGACCACAACUACCUGAAGCCCCUCCUGACCCACAGCGGCCCUCCUCUCACUGCUACGCUGCCUGCUUGUUGUGGACCGCUGGCACGAUGCCUCACCAGCCCACAGGCCUAUGAGAACGAAGGCCAGCUCUUCGACGAUGACUCGGACUUCAUCCUGAACGAUGCCAGCGUGAGCUCCAUGUACGCCGACGUCACCGUCAGCAUGGACGCAUCCGGCCGCACCAUCAACCGCUCCUCCGGCGCAAGGGGCGGCCCGUCUGACGAAGGUCUGGACCACGAGCUGGCCGUAGCGGAACAUGAAGUGUCCAUCAGGGGCACCCGCCUGGUCCUGCCCAUGGAUGACCCAGUGGAGCCCCCGACCACUGUCACCCUGCCCCCGCCUCCCUCCCCGCCACGCUCCGAACCUCGCAGGCACAGACUGUAAGACAGUUUACACCAUCAGAAUGCAGCUAAUUUGAUUUCACAAGAAAAUAGCAUCUGUUAGUUGAUUUGUUCUUGUAAAACAAACUGAUUCACGUAAGUGGCCAUGUUGACGGGACCAGUUCUCUAAAAUGGUUUUAAAAUAGGCCCAGCUUUGUGACUAACUUGAGGAGCACUUGAUUUAAUUAAUUUAGAUGGAUUACUGUAAUCUUGUGAAUGCACUACAUGUAAGAUACUGUUUAUCGAGUGCACCUCAAGUCUAAAGGUUACUUAGAAGAAAUGGGGCUGUUGUAUUUGCUCCUACGUUUGUACUCCUGUGGUGAUAUGCCAGUGCUGUUACCUAUGCUCUAUAUGAGCCCCGACUCCCUUUGACUCUAUGGGGAGAUCCCUAAAUGUUAGAUAUGCAGUUUACCCUUUUCUUUGUGGUGAUGUUGCUCCAGACAACCUGUACGUGUCUCGCUUCCUACAAGUAUUUGUAAGAUGACCUACAGUCUCAUUUAGCACAUUUUACCGGCACUCUAAAACUCUGCUCUAGUACCACUUACUAACAUUCAGUGGUGUCAAAGAAUAUUUGCACUACAGCCUCAUUACUAAUGUUUCUCAUCUAUCCACAGACUGAAUAAUAAGUUUGUCUCCCUCUCAAAGUUAAUAUGUGGAGAAGGUUCAGAGGAGGAACUGGGGAUUGUGAGUAGCCGAGGUGGGAGACAUUGACGUCUGUGAUGGAAGCAGAAUUAGCAGUUUUGAAUUUUGAUUUUUUUUUUUUUUCAAUAUGUUCUCCAAGAUUGUAAGAAGAUGCCAUUCGGCUCUUAAAUCUUAAAUUUGAGCACUGCCUGCGUCUUUUCUUUUUGAUCAGUUCUUUUACGUAUUCAUUUAUUUAUUUAACAACAAAUUAUUUAUUUAUAUAAUGAUUUAUUUUGUUUAUUUAAUAUUUAUUUAUUGUUUUGUGACAUUAAUGAUUAUAUUGCCCUGUUCGAAUAUAGGGCUGCUCGUUGGGCAAAGGCUGUUUUUUUUUCCUUUUUCCUAACGAAGCACUACAACUCUUCCCACACACGGUACAUUGUUCAGCAGGGAAGUCAUGCGGGAGGUGGAGAUUCAUCCCAGGAGUGUGUUCUUUACCAUGUGUGUGCAUGUUAAACCAUCUCCUUCCUGUUCUGUAGCACAUCCUUCUACUUUAUUUGAAACUAGAGCUUCCCUGCGUGUGUAUUUUUAUAGGUUUGUGUGUGGCUGAUGUCAGAAUGAAAUUAUACAAAUCUACUAAUGUGGUAGUCAGGGCUAAUGUCUGUUUCUGUGUUUUCUGUCUUCAUCUGAUUUCAUCUUCUUUCAAAAAAAACAAGGUAACUGCUGUUUUCUUUGUGAUGUCGUAUCAUCAAAGAUGACUGAGGGCUGGAUGAACUGUUUUAACUUAAAGUGCCUAUUCAGAAAUUCAAUUACUUAAUGUAAAUUUGUAUAUAUUUUGAUUUGCGGAUGUGCAGUAAUAUUAACUUUCUUGGUUUUUAUAUGACACAAACCCCUUUUGACUGAUGUUGAAUAUUGUGCUCCCAUAUAAUUGGGCCAUUAGGUGACUGCCUAUGCUGGAGAUGACAAAAGAGUGCACACUAAAACAUUGUACUUUUAUUAAUGGGAAAUACGUAUCACUAAUAUUUAUUGAAUAGAACAAUUCUGGGGAAUGUGUAGUAAAUAUCACAUUUACUUAAUCAAAAAGUGAAACUAUUGGGGGAUGUAUUUGAAUGCAACAAGAAGCCUCAUGUUCUAAGGUCAACGGAAAGACAGGAGGACACCGGUGACUUUUUCCCAAUGCAGUGUUAGUCUUUAUAUUCUGUUCCCACCUCAGUGAGAGAUGUUUUGCACUGAGGCAUAGUUAACCCUUGUUUGUGCUGUUUUCUGCUGGGUGAUUUUAAUGACUGAGGUAGGAAUUAAUACCUGAUAAAAAUCCCAUUUUCAAAUGUUCAUAUGUGCGUUUUACUGUGUCAGGCUGCACAUGAGUUGUCUUUUUGAUCUAAAUGUUAUUCUUAAUAAGAUUCUGCAUAAUUAUCCAGAGGACCAGGGAAUUUACAUUAUUUCUAUCAGUAAGGUACCUUUUGAUUUGUUGUUUUAAAUGUUAUUGAACCCUAAAAACAUACUAUGUUGAUAUGGUAAUUUUAAAGAAACAACCGCACCUAUAACUAAAAAUCUGAAAAUGUUUACUGUCUGUAAAAAUGGUUAAAGAUAGUCGUAUUUGUGAAAAGUACACCUGCAAAGUCUAAACGUGAAUGUUUUUUAAAUGUGAACUUUCAGUCUGACAUCUGCAAGUGUAGCCUACCUGAAGAUAAUAAAAACGAUU